AUGGCGUCUGUCCAAGCUACUGCUCUUUUGACAUCGGUUGUAACCAAGAAUGGCAAUACCAGUGCCUUCUUACCACCUGGAUUUUCAAGUGCAUCAUCAGCGGAAUGCAAGGAGUUUUGCGCUCGCUCUCUGGCUUCGGGCGUCAGAGCUACUUUAACAUUUGAUCCACAAACAACUAUGCAAAAGAAGCGCACUGUCGAUCCUUCUUCUCCUGAUUUUCUUCCUCUUCCCUCUUUUGAACACUGUUUUUCGAAGAGCACCAAAGAAUACAGGUUGACAUGGUCGGAGACUGUGGUAUUCGAGUUGUUGUUGUUUGGGAUUGAGAGGCGAGAAUGCGUUUUACUUUCAGCUUCAGUUUCAGCUUUAAAUAGAGAGGAAGUUCUGAACCAGAUUCGAUGGGAAUCAGAAUUAAAUAAGAAUCCUCGUAGAUAG
Dovyalis caffra is the source of this 432-nucleotide messenger RNA. The record is from the annotation of a GenBank genome assembly. NCBI's taxonomy places the organism in Eukaryota, Viridiplantae, Streptophyta, Magnoliopsida, Malpighiales, Salicaceae.